Prorocentrum cordatum is the source of this 4583-nucleotide messenger RNA. The record is from the annotation of a GenBank genome assembly. Lineage: Eukaryota; Dinophyceae; Prorocentrales; Prorocentraceae.
AUGGCGCUGAACAACACGCAGCCUCUGCCAACGUCCAUCUCCGAUCCGAGAGCUCCUCGCCACGAGUUGGUGCAGCUACUAUGGAAGGCAGGGGUGUCCGAGGACGUCAUCCUCAGGUACACCGGGGCUCGCAGCGAGGGCGGCCUCGGCUGCACGGCUGUGUCCGACUUCGCAGGCUUGUACACGGAGACUACGUACGAGGACAAGGUUGAGGCCGAGGUGAUCAAAAUCGAGGCCCACAAGGACGAUCACCUUGAAGUGGCACGAGUGCGGGUGUCGUGGACUCUUGCUCGUUCGGAGCUGCAGCGAGCGCUGCGCCAGCGCACUGAGGGAGCUGGCCCUGACGGGCGCGAGGACUGGGACACGCCCCUGACGACGCCGGAGGAGGAGCAGCGUGCCAAUGACUUCGGCAAGGCCUACGACAACCUCGUCUUCGAGAGCGAGUCCCAGCCGCUCAAGACUCUGAUUGGGCGCCAAUGGCGCGAGUUCGUCUCCUCGACGCGGGCGGUCACUACACUUCGCCUGGAGAGAAUGCGUACGGAAGCAGAUCUUCAGGGAGUCCGCCAGAAGGCGCCAAAGAAGACGCCUAUCGGCGGAGGGUACCACAUAACGAAGGACGAGGAGAAAGAGGCCCGGCUCCCUGAGAUCAAGAUCCAGUCCGUUCUGCAGUUCCUCAAGUGCCUGAAGGUUCUGACCCACCUCUGGGCGCUGUGUGGGGCGGCGCUGGUGGAUUCAAAGGAGGACGUCGACAAGGCCACGCAUCAGCCCAAGAAGGUGCGGCAGUGCCACUUGGAGGUGUGCGUGCGCUACUACGACUUUGUCCUCCUGAAGCUCCUUGACCACCCGGGUACACUUCACGAGAAGGUCCUUUGGGCGUACGACCGUGACCGGACAACCCGGAACAAAGCCCGGACGUUGUACCAGCAAGGGUGGCCAUGGGGAGAAGCUCUCGUGGCGUCCUUCACCAACCACUGCGCGCUGGAGUGGAAGGUGACAGGGGUUGGGAUUUCCAGCGGGGCCCCUAACCUCAUCAAGCCAGAGGACGACAGCGACGACGACAUGGGAGCACCUCCCAAACGACUCGCUGCACCAAAGAAGGGGGCACAGGCCCUCAAGCACAAGAAAACCACAAGCCAGAAGGUCCAGAAGGCAACCAAACGCACCGCCAAGGCGUGUGCGAACUACAACUCGGCGCGCGGGUGCGCGAAGAACCCCAAGCAGUGCCCGCGCAAGAAGCUCCACGUCUGCUCGAACUGCGGCUUGUUCGGCCACCCGGCUUUCAAGUGGCGGCGCCCGGACCCGGGCGCCAAAGCGACGCAGCCCCUCCGUGGAAGCGAGCUCGCCCAGCCCAGCCGCGCGCUGCGCCACCAGCGGGUGCUGGGCGCCAGUCGCGCAGCGCUGCGCUCGCAGGACUGUGCUGCGUCGGAGCGGCUGGAAGGCCUUGACGUCGACAGCCUGCUCCGCAGGGUGGCCGCAGCAGACUGCGACAUAGUGUUUCUGAUAUGUAGUUCCUCUGGCUGUGCCUGCACGGGGUCGUCGUCCGAUCUGAAGUCCGUGGGGGGCGACACGGUCCGGUUCUUGACGGACUUCGUGCAGCUACGAGACCGCAUGUCGUCAGCAGCGCGGCAGGAUCAGUCCGGGCAGUUCGCUUGGCUGUACGAGGAUUCGGCUGGCGUGGGCGAGUCGUACAGGACGCAGCUUUCGAAUAUCCUUGGUUGCGAGCCCGUGCUGUUGAACGCAGCGGUCGUGCCGGCCGGGGUCGCGGCCAAGGGGCUCACCGUGCUGAGGUAUACUGGGCCUCCGAUCCCGAGAAAUUGGGAGGCAUGGGAUGGUGCCACAUGGGCCUUCAGGAACGAGGUCGGGCGUCGAUCUACGACGCCGCCGGGAACUGGGUACGCACCCACAUAUGCCGACGGCCGCUUCUUGCCCUUCACUGCUAUGCGUCCGCACGCCGCGGACCGGCCGCCCCAGGUGCACGUGGAGGACAAACAUGUGUACCAGAGGUUCUUGGCGAACGGUCGCAUGCAGCCUCUGCACGCGCACGUGCGCGGCAACAUGAUGCAGUACUCCGAUGGGCAGCUCAGGCCUUUGAUGGCAGCCGAGCGGGAGGUUCUCAUGGGCUAUCCCCACGAAUACUCUCGUCAAAUGCUGCCUGCCGAUGGUUCUGGGCUUGACGUCGAGAUGACCAGGCGGAGUGCCGUUGGCACCGCGUCCCACGUUCCCAGCAUCGCCAUGCUGCUUGGCCUCCUGCUGUUCCCCGCCGGGUGCCCUGCCCAGCGUAUGCGCCCAUCCUGUCCUUCCCGGGCCUAUUGUCUCCAGUGGCAGGAGCGUCACAGAGCGGGGGCAGUGUGGGACUCGGAAUGGGCUCCGCCCGAGGGCCAAGUUCAGUCAGGAGAACGAAUUCUUGAACGUGCAUUGCUGCUGUUCCCUUCGGCCUACUUUCGCGCGGUCUCCGAGGAGGUCAGAGAGGCGAUGGCCAAUGUCGACUGCAUCCGGUACGAUCUGUUCGCGGACUAUCCGGACUACGCCUUGCGCCAGGGCGCCCCGCCAGGCGCAUUAGGCCCUGACUUGCAAGCCCUGUGGGCGAAGUCGCCGAUGCAUGCUUCUGUCGAGCACCAGCAUCGCCCAACGAUGGCAUCAGCUGCGGCACCGAAUCUGCUUGAUUGGGGCAUCGGCCCAGAGGAGCACGAGGCACGCGCGGUGCUAUUAGAUCAUCCUUUCAGCCGCGACCCUCCCGUGGAGUCAGAUCUCCAGUUUGUCGUCGAUGCGUACGUUGCCAAUGGGCCGCGCGUCAGCCGGGUGCGGCGACGGCGUCUGGAGGUGCUCCAGCGCACGGCGGCGGCGCUGCACAAGUUGGACGAGUUCUCUUUGCGGCUACGGCACACGUAUCUAGAUUCGGCGCCAGGCGUUCGCCCCGUCUACUGCGCUUUCCUCGUUGUCCUGACCGGCUGGCCGGAUGUGGGGCUUCCGGCUGGCUUGGCGCAAGGGUUCGAGCUUGCGGGGGAGGUGCCGGCUUCGACGGUUCUGAGGCCCAUUCAGCCGAAGCCUGUCGGCAAGGGCCCCCUAGCUGGAGAGGAGGAGCAGUUGCUCGGAGAAUCCGCUUGGCAUUGCGUGAACUCGGUGGAGGCGCAGACCAUCCCGUCCAAGCAGGCGCCCACGAUAUACGAUCUCACACAGGAUGAGAUCAAAGUUGGGAUUGCUGAUCCGCUGCUGGACCGGGCGGCGAUGGACAGACGAUUCGGAGUUGGUGGCUGGAGGCCGCUGAUUCGACAUUGCCUUUGGCAGUCGGGCAAAUGGCGGCCGAUCGACGACGGCAAGCGAUCUCGGACGAACGCGCUGUCCAGCAUUGCCGAGACAGUCGUUUGCAUCCCGCCAGAGUUCGUCUUGAUACUGCUGCGUGCUCUCGCCGUGGCUUUCGCCAGCCGGACUGGCGGGGUGCCGGCUUGGUUCGUCCCUGUUGUUUCCACGGAGGACUGGUGGAAGGGCUUCCGCCAGCUUUUCCCCACCCAGGAGCAUGCCGGCCUGGCCGUCGUGGCCGUCAUGGAACCGAGCACCCGGAAGUGGAAGUAUAGUUGCCUCCGUGGCCUGCCCUUUGGGCUAGGCGUCGCCGUGAACCAGUUUUCACGGAUGGCUGCUUUCGUGACCGCCAUGAACAAGCGUUUGCUGUUAUUGCUCACUGGCCACUAUGUUGACGACGGUCCUACUUCGGAGAUGGACUGCAUGGUCGGCGCGCCGGGAGCAGGAGACAGCGUCGUUUGCCAGCAUGCCGCUAGCAUGGGGAUCCGGUAUUCGGACAGCAAGCGGCAGCCUCCGUCGUUCAUGUUCGCGUUCCUAGGCCACCUUCACGACCUAUGCCGGACAGCGUGGUCCAUGGCAGCGGCAUGGGGGCCGAAGCUUCUAAGUCGAGAGCGCUUGGUGGAAAUGUGCGAGGGUGCCAUCCGCACUCAGAGGCUCUCGUCGGGUCAGGCUGCGAAGCUUCGCGGCUUCGCUUCCUGGAUGGACUCCUCCCUGGCUGGACGCUGCAUGCGCGGCGCAAUGCAUGCGUUUAUUGCUCGGCAGUACUGGGAUGGAGAUGAGCGGGUGCAGCCUGGCAGCGUUUUGCACGAAGCUCUGAUGUACGUGGCCGCUGCUGCUGUGCACAUGCCCGAUCGGAUCGCGGCCCUCCAGCGCCCGACAGUGCCGCCCUUGGUGCUCUACACCGACGCCUCGGCCGAUGGUGAACGAGUGCGGUUGGGCGCCAAGCUCCUCGUCCCGGGCGGCGCAGUAUGCGUCACCAUAUGGGGCGCCACGCCAGAAGCCCGAGAGUCUUGGGGAGAACAGGCAACCGUGAUCAACCAGGCUGAGUUGCACUGCGGCGUCCUCGUCGCUGGCACGUUUCCUGAUCUGCUUCACGGUUGCGACGUGCUGUGGUGGAUCGACAACACGGCCGCGGCCACAGCGAUGGUGAAGGCAGGGUCCCCAACUGUCACCAUGGGGAAGCUGGCCUUGCAGGCGCACGCCAUGCUGACGUCGCUAGGCUGCCGCGUGUGGAUCGAGCACGUGCCCAGCAAGGACAACCCAGCAGACGUGCUGUCCCGCGAAGG